This is a messenger RNA of Protopterus annectens (West African lungfish), 1367 nucleotides long. Its product is annotated as pulmonary surfactant-associated protein D-like. The record is from RefSeq and is a predicted model, not a curated record. The transcript is spliced from 7 exons. Lineage: Eukaryota; Metazoa; Chordata; Ceratodontiformes; Protopteridae. Bases 149 to 973 code for a protein of 274 amino acids.
UAAACCAACCAAUAGAUUUGUUUUAUUUCUUGCCCAAUACAAGUGAUUUUAUUUAUGUAACUUGUUUAGAAGUUUCUCACUUUGGCUAACAUACAUCCUUUGUACAGGUUUACAUUCAGCCUGAGGCUCCUAAUUUACUAGCUGGACCAUGCAUCUUCUGCAUCCAUUCAGUAUUUUCACAGCUGCAAUGAUGCUAAUAACAGCUUCUUGUCAGUCUCCUGCAAACCAACCAACAUGCAUUGCAGUUCAGGGGAUACCAGGAAUACCAGGAUUACCAGGAAGAGAUGAACCGAAAGGUGACAGUGGAGAUGCAGGUCCACCAGGACAAGGAUUAAGAGGUGAACAGGGCCCUCCAGGAAAAGCUGGCCCAAAGGGAGACCAGGGGCAGAAAGGUUCUACUGGAUAUCCUGGAGUUCCAGGUCCAGCAGGAGUCCAAGGAAUGAAAGGAGUCCAGGGUCCUCCAGGAAAUGCAGGCCCAUUUGGACUAAAAGGAUCCACUGGCUCACCAGGUACGCCUUGUGACACCACUCGCAUAAUUGCCUUAGAAAAGCAACUUGCAGCCUUACAACAAACAUUGACUUCAAAUCAAAAAGUUUUGCAGGUACUAGGUAAUAGCCGGAAAGUUGGAGACAAAACAUUUUUCACUGGAGGAAUGACAUCUAACUUUGCAAAUGCCAAGCUUGAAUGUGCACGUGCUGGUUUUCGACUCGCUGCUCCAGUGACAGAAAGUGAAAACAAAGCUAUAGAAGAAAUUGUGAAACAAUCCAAUAAAGUAGCAUGGCUUGCAAUUUCAGAUGAAAAAAUAGAAGGUAGAUUUGUAUAUCUAGAUGGAAAUCCAAUAAAAUAUUCAAAAUGGAACCCAGGUGAACCAAAUGAUGAUCAUCGUGUUGAAGAUUGUGUAGAGAUGCAAACUACAGGAAGAUGGAAUGAUAAAUCAUGUUCAGAGCUUCGUCUUGUUAUCUGUGAGUUCUAAAGUAAUACAUCUCACUUGUCUCACAAUAACUUUAUGGGUUAAGGACACAAAUGGAAAGCCAUGACUUUAUUAGUUAUUCACUUUGCAGUGAUAUGCUUUCCAGUACACCACAAGCUUUAAUUAUAUGUCAUCUUUGUGUUAGGCUAAAGUAUGUCUAACUACAUUUUUAAGGAUCACAAUCAUAAUUUUGGAUGACUUAAGCAAAUUAUUUCUAAUUGCUUUCACUUUUUCAUAGCUUUUCAGUUUGAACUUUCAGAUCUUUUAUCCAUACUUUAUUCCUUUUCAUAUACAAUACUGUAAUAUUAUUUGAAAACCAUGAAUGACUGCAAUGAAGGAAUUGAGAUUAUGAGGCAUUUAAUAAGACAAAAUAAGUAAAAUAAAUUUUGCAAUCUAA